This is a messenger RNA of Penicillium antarcticum, 213 nucleotides long. RefSeq lists its product as uncharacterized. The record is from RefSeq and is a predicted model, not a curated record. NCBI's taxonomy places the organism in Eukaryota, Fungi, Ascomycota, Eurotiomycetes, Eurotiales, Aspergillaceae. The transcript has 2 exons. The coding region runs from base 1 to 213 and encodes 70 amino acids.
AUGGAGACAGAUCUCAAGCUGUAUGGAAAUGAGCUUAACUACUUUACGACUUUCUUCAACAUUGGAUAUAUGAUCAUGCUUUAUCCUUCGUGCAUCAUCAUAUCCCAUGCUGGUCCGUCAAUUUGGCUACCUGCAUGCGAGGUAAUUCACACAUACGAGGUUUUCUAUAUCGAGUGCUCUGACAGUCUUGCCAGAUUAUCUGGGGCGUAUUGA